AUGACUGCCUUCAGCACCGCCGACGCCAGCGGCCUGUUUGUGGCAAGUGUGAUUGUGAAAAAGGCCCGCAACGAGGUCCAGAUCCGUGUUUUCCCGGGCGAAAACGGCCAGGUCUCCGAUGAGUUGGUCCAGAGAUUCGACCUCGAUGCCCUGGCAGAAAUCACCAGUGUUUCGUGGUUCAACGACGUGGAGGCGGGGACCAAGAAGAAGCUGAAAAAGAGACAGGCGGAGUCGAACGGUCUGCUGGAAAAAGACGUUGCCUCGGGCCCCCAGGGCCUCUUGGCCGUGGUGCUCGAUUCUUCAGAAGUCUUGGUGCUUUCUCCUUACUCAGAAACGCCGUUGCACAGAAUCACAGAAUUGAAAAAAGUACAGCUUGUGGCCGGUUCCAGAACCCCAGGCUCCUUCUGGGCCCACCUCCCCAGCGCCCUCAUAGAAUACAGCAUCUCCUCGCAAAGCAUAUCCACCUCCAUCAAGGUGCCCAAAUCCACAUACACUUGCAUCCAGCACCUUGCUGGUUCCCGAGAGCUUGUUGCUCUUGGCGGCCUGGCUGUGAAUUUCUACGAUCCUGUCAAAAAGACGCUUUCUGGGAAGAUCCAGACUGAGGGCACCGUCUCAGCACUUCAACAGGCUGGUCUGUACUUAUACGUGGCCACAGAAGCCAGCAACAGCGUGGAAGUGUACGAUUUGAGCAAAAAUAACGAACACAUCGGCACCCUUGAAAGCGCUGGAGAAAUCGCCAAAAUCAACAGAAUCAGCGAAAACCAGGUUGCGGUGGUUUCCGCCAACGUCACCGAAAUAUACACCGGCGUGGAGCUCACCUCCACCGUGCACGGUGCUGUGGAAAACCUCUUUUCCCAAAAAUCGGCCUACGUGGCCGUCUUGUACGAUAGAAACCAGCCCGAGUUUGAGGCCAUCACGGAACUCAACAAGGACAUUCAAAUCCAGGCCAAACAAAAGAAGAAGAAGACCAAAAAGGAAGCCUCGCCUGACGUCACUCUAGAUAGCGUCCGCCCCGUUGAAAUCGACAAUCUCCCACCGCUGGAGCUCUACAGCAGUCUUUCUGCGCUCUUGACUGCUAAAAAAGUGCUGAAGACCAAGGUGGUGCGUCUUUGUUCCAGCAACGACGACGAGGAAAGCAUAAAAGAGACAUUCAGGCUUUUUUCGCAAAGCGACGACAGAGAGGUGCUUGUGAAGAAUUUGUUCAGCAUCGUCAGCACCAAAGUGGCAUCGGACCCUCUGAGCAAAAGCCUGCUUUCCCUCUGGCUCAAGUGGAUUUUGCUCACCCACGGCGGCUACAUUCUGAAGCAGGACCUGCUACGGGACAAUCUCAAGAAGCUCCAGCGCAGCUUCGAGGACGGCAUGACGAUGAUGCUGAGGUUAUUGGCGCUUCAGGGCCGUUUGCACUUGCUCAAAUCGCAUGCUGAAUUCAGGACCCAGGUUGCUGAGGCGGAGGUUUCUGAAGACGGCAGUGACGACGAGUUUGACGCUGACGACGACGCCGCCGAGUCCAACGUGGAGGAGCUGAUUGUGUAUGCCAACGGAGAGAACGACGACUUUGACAGCGUUGAUAAUAUCGAGGAGAGCUUUGCCGAGGGCUCCGAGGACGAGUUCGUCAGUUUUGACGAGGAAUAG
Messenger RNA from Candidozyma pseudohaemuli, 1632 nucleotides. It is a transcript of the gene UTP9, whose product is annotated as Utp9p. Gene Ontology annotation, molecular function: protein binding. Bases 1 to 1632 code for a protein of 543 amino acids. The transcript has a single exon. Lineage: Eukaryota; Fungi; Ascomycota; Pichiomycetes; Serinales; Metschnikowiaceae. Gene Ontology annotation, biological process: maturation of SSU-rRNA from tricistronic rRNA transcript (SSU-rRNA, 5.8S rRNA, LSU-rRNA). Gene Ontology annotation, cellular component: nucleolus. The record is from RefSeq and is a predicted model, not a curated record.